UCAGUCUGACAAUUUAUGGUGGCAAUGAUUGCAGAUAUACACAUCAAUAACUUAGUAAUGAACCAAAAAUAUUGCUAUUUAAUACUUUCUCUUUAUUAUUCUUAAUUGAAUCUUUCUUAAUGUAGAUUUCUUACACAAGAUGUAAAAUUGAAUGCAGAAAAGGGUAAUGAACUCUUCCACUUUGAGGCCAGCAUGGCGGACUACGGUCUUGGUUCUCUGGGCCCUGCUGGAUCACUUGCAGCUGCUGGAGCCUUGUCACAGCCAGCAGAGAAAUACAUCAACAAUCCUGAUCUUGAGCUGGCCUGGGCAUCAAAGGCCUUCCAACAUGCUGAAGUCUAUUUCAAUCUCAUAUCAUCAGUGGACACCACAUGUCUGAAACUUACUGGGAAGAUGGAUGAGGAAAUCUAUACAGAGUUCAGAAAAGACUUUCCUGACAUGCAGGUAGCUUCUGUUACUGAGGAUGAGCUAAAAUCAGAAGCUGCAAAAUCAAAAUGGCGGCCAUUCUGCAACAAGUUUGAAGGGAAGGUGGCAGAUUUUAACUUCGGAACACUGCUGAGACUUAGGUCUGACGAGGACUACUCUGAAGACAAUUCCUGUAUUGUGCCAAGAAUUCAGUUCUACGCCAUGGAAAUUGCCAGAAACAGGGAGGGCCACAACCUCGCAGUAUGGAAGAAGACAAAAGAAGAGAAAGGAACCACUGAGGACACAGCACAGGAAGAGUCAUGACAAGCCUUGUACUAAAAACUGUCAACUUCAUGUAGAUAUUGCUUACUGUCUUCUUGUUUAGGAUGAGUCGCAAGUGACCAGAAAAUGGCAUUGCUAGAAUACUGGAUUUUUCUAAUUAAAAGACAAUGUUAAUUUUGUAUCUUAAAAGGAUUUUGUAUGUUCAAUUAGCACAUUUAAAGACAAUGUUCAUGUUAUAUCUAAAGGAUUUUGUAUGACGUUCAAUUAGCAAAUUUAAAAUUUCGAGUUAUCUGAGCUUAUCAUUACUUUUGUGUAUUAAGUCUUCAUACCCUAUGUUAACCCCAGUCACUGACGAAAAGUUGGAACGCCUAAUUGAAACGCCUCGACAUUUAACAAAAUUUAUCCAGUUGCUCAAGGGUAUCUCAUUACCUGGAUGCCUAACCUUCAUUGACAGACGUCGCUAUGUUUACUUAAGUAAUAUUUCUACUCUCUUUGCAUCAAACAGACAGGGUAUGCUCUGCCUGAAAAUAUAACAGUCUAACAGCAA
Branchiostoma belcheri (Belcher's lancelet) is the source of this 1231-nucleotide messenger RNA. RefSeq names its product protein PBDC1-like. Bases 193 to 726 code for a protein of 177 amino acids. The transcript has 6 exons. Gene Ontology annotation, cellular component: cytoplasm. NCBI's taxonomy places the organism in Eukaryota, Metazoa, Chordata, Leptocardii, Amphioxiformes, Branchiostomatidae. The record is from RefSeq and is a predicted model, not a curated record.